Molecule: messenger RNA, 543 nt
Organism: Tilletiopsis washingtonensis
Lineage: Eukaryota; Fungi; Basidiomycota; Exobasidiomycetes; Entylomatales
Exons: 1
Coding region: 136-438 (100 amino acids)
Source: RefSeq, a predicted model, not a curated record
CUGCCAGUGUGUGGAGCUACCGCACGCCGGGCGCAGAAGCGGCUCGUCUCGCACCGACAAGACUUGACACUGCCGCAGCUGCGCCACUGCCGCAGCUUCGCGUUAGUCGGCCUCACGCCGCACUCACUCUGCUGGAUGUCCAUCAUGCUGCUCUGUCCGCGGCGCGACGAGCUGCCGUUUGCGACGCUGCGGCGCGAGGCGACACUGCGGCGCGAGCGUCCGCCCGCAUCGUCCUCCUCAUCGUACUCCUCCUCGUCCUCCUCAUCCUCGCUGUCCUCCUCCUCCUCGCUGCGCACAUGCUCGUCGAGCGCACGCUUGCCGGCGCUGAGGAAGUCGUCGAGGUCGGCGCCCAUGCUCGGCGCACGCAUGCCGGUGCGCGAGCCGACGCCCGCCUCGUGGAAGCGGCGCUCGGCGCGCCGGGACGCCAUGGCGGGCUAGAGAAAAGGGAGGCUGCGCUGAGCUGUGCGGUGUGGCGCGAGUGUUUGUUGUGGGGUGCCGCUGGCGUGGGCGUGGAGGAUGAGGGCAGAGGGAGAGAGAGAGGAA